GCGGCGGCAGGGCCCAGCGAGGAGCCAUGGAGGGGCCAGGCCAGGACGUCUACGAGGACGUGAUGAGGAAAAACCUGGACCCUGAAGGCUACGAAGACCCUGGCAUACGGACAUCAUCCAUCUCACUGGGGGAGAUGAGCAGUGAGUGGCUGCGCGGUCUGCUGGGGGGCGCUGAGAUGCACGGCGUGGCCGAGCCCCUGCUCCCCGGCAAGGUCCCCAAGGACGCCGAGGCCUCGCUGGUGCUCGUGGGCUCCGUGCCCGCCCUGGAGCAGCCGGCGCUGGCCUUCAUGCGCCUGAAGGAGGCGGCGGUGCUGGACGCGGUGCUGGCGCGCUACCCCAAGUAUCUCAGUGACAUCACGGACGCCCUGAACCCCCAGUGCUUGGCCGCCGUCAUCUUCAUCUACUUUGCUGCCCUGUCACCCGCCGUCACCUUCGGAGGCCUGCUGAGUGAGAAGACCAACGGCAUGAUGGGGGUGUCGGAGCUGCUCAUCGCCACGUGCGUGCAGUGCGUCCUCUUCAGCCUGCUCAGCGCCCAGCCCCUGCUUGUCGUCGGCUUCUCGGGGCCCCUGCUCGUCUUCGAGGAGUCCUUCUUCACGUUCUGCGAGAGCAACGACAUGGAGUACAUCGUGGGCCGCGUCUGGGUGGGCUUCUGGCUCAUCCUGCUCGUGCUGGUGGUGGUGGCCUGCGAGGGCAGCAUCCUGGUGCGCUACCUGUCCCGCUACACCCAGGAGAUCUUCUCUUUCCUCAUCUCCCUCAUCUUCAUCUUCGAGACCUUCGACAAACUCUUCAAGAUCUUCAAGGCCCACCCGCUGCAGCGUCACCACAACGUGACGCCCACGCUGCACCCCACGGCCAUCCCCGUGGAGGAGCCCAACACGGCGCUGCUCUCCCUGGUGCUCAUGGCCGGCACCUUCUUCCUGGCGCUCUUCCUCCGCAAGUUCAAGAACAGCGCGUUCCUGCCCGGCAAGGUCCGGCGCUUGAUCGGAGACUUCGGGGUGCCCAUUUCCAUCUUCGUCAUGGCGCUCGUUGACUUCUUCAUCAAGGACACGUACACGCAGAAACUGAAGGUGCCCAAAGGCCUCGAGGUGACCAAUGCGGCCGCCCGCGGCUGGUUCAUCCACCCCUUGGGCAACCAUAAGAUCUUCCCUAUCUGGAUGAUGUUCGCCUCUGUGGUGCCAGCCCUCUUGGUCUUCAUCCUCAUCUUCCUCGAGACGCAGAUCACGACCCUCAUCGUGAGCAAGCCCGAGCGGAAGCUGGUGAAGGGCUCGGGCUUCCACCUGGACCUGCUGCUCAUCGUGGGCAUGGGCGGCGUGGCCGCGCUCUUCGGCAUGCCCUGGCUCAGCGCCACCACCGUGCGCACCAUCACGCACGCCAACGCGCUCACCGUCAUGAGCAAGGCCUCGGCCCCCGGCGACAAGGCCCAGAUCCUGGAGGUCAAGGAGCAGCGCAUCAGCGGCUUCCUGGUGGCCGUGCUCAUUGGCAUCUCCAUCCUCAUGGAGCCCAUCCUGAAGUACAUCCCUCUGGCCGUGCUCUUCGGCAUCUUCCUUUACAUGGGCGUCACCUCCCUCUUCGGCAUCCAGCUCUUUGACCGCAUCCUGCUCAUGCUGAUGCCACCCAAGUAUCACCCUGACGAACCCUACGUCAAAAUGGUGAAGACCUGGCGCAUGCACCUCUUCACCUUCACCCAGAUCGUCACCCUGGCCGUGCUAUGGGUGGUGAAGUCCACGCCGGCCUCGCUGGCCUUGCCCUUCGUCCUCAUCCUCACCGUGCCCCUCCGGCGCUUCCUGCUGCCCAGGAUCUUCCAGGACAUCGAGCUCCAAUGCCUGGACGCUGACAGCGCCACCGUCACCUUGGACGAGGUGGAGGGCAAGGACGUGUACGACGAGGUGCAGAUGCCCAGCUAA
Messenger RNA from Tinamus guttatus (white-throated tinamou), 1904 nucleotides. NCBI's taxonomy places the organism in Eukaryota, Metazoa, Chordata, Aves, Tinamiformes, Tinamidae. The record is from RefSeq and is a predicted model, not a curated record.